This is a messenger RNA of Fibroporia radiculosa, 1158 nucleotides long. RefSeq lists its product as uncharacterized. The record is from RefSeq and is a predicted model, not a curated record. NCBI's taxonomy places the organism in Eukaryota, Fungi, Basidiomycota, Agaricomycetes, Polyporales, Fibroporiaceae. The coding region runs from base 1 to 1158 and encodes 385 amino acids. The transcript is spliced from 4 exons.
AUGAAAGGUUGCGUUGAAGCCAAUUUACUCUGCUACCGCAUCUUCAAGAUUGCUACGGACAGACUUGUACUUCAGGAGACCCCUGAUAGUGUGGCAGAGGAUCAACUCCUAGCCCAUAAACAAACGCUGUUUGAGGCAUUCAAAGAUUUAUCUGCGAGUGAGCAACCCAGCAUUGUUAUUGAAAUAUCCGACGACGUCUCAUUGGAUAUUAAGCGAAAGCAUGAGGGAGAUGAAGGCACCGCGAAGCGUCGGAAGUUCUACGAAGAUCAAGAACAUGAUGCUGCGAUGGCCCGUACAGCUCUUCUCCCUUCUUCAGCUGCAGCAAUGCUGGCAUUUAAGAACGAGCAAGAGAAAUGGCCAGUCCUCAAUGGUCGCCCAUAUGAUCAGUUUGGUCCUCCCAUUGGCCUCUUCCAUCUUGUUUUCAAUUCUUUCCAUGCCGCCAUGAACAGUCCAGAGCGCUUUCAUGCCGACGAAGGGACGUAUACUUCUAUCAAAGCCCUUUUUAAAGCCUCCGCUGGUCUUUAUAACACCAAGGACGAGCGGAUUACAGCGAUCGAUGUGCCUUUGUUUGCUCUCCUCGGGCGCCGAUUCUCUAUCGUGGAGGGACAAGGUGUCAAAAGCGACGGGGUGAUACUACAAACAUGUGGCGGUCCGACAGCAUAUGUGGCAGUACGAGAGAUCAAGAAUAAAUUGGGAACGGCCAACGCGGAUCCCUACAACCAGUGUAGUCUUUCUUAUCUCAAAUACUGGGCAGGAGAACCUCAAAAUGCCCUCAGAGCUAGAUGCUACUGCCCUAGCGUCCUGCUAGGGAUUGCAGGUCCAUGGCUGAGUGUCUUUGGUGGUAUCUACCUUCGAAAGGCGGUCGUCCAACGUCUAACGCAGUAUGUCUGGCUUGGUGGCGACUCUUUCGCCGAGGCCGAACUGCUCUAUGUAUCGCGACUCUUUGCUGCCUUGAAGACCGCCAUUUUCACCCUCGAAACCUACUAUCGAUCUCUCGAACCAAGUCUCUUCUGCCCGCGUCGACAUGUGGCCCCUUUCCGUUUAUUCAAGAAUUUGAGCCGACGACGUUCACGUAUUUGGCACGCCUUGCGCCAAGUUAUCCCUGAAAACUACUAUACAAGGCGAAGCUUGACUACUCUGGUCAUCUCGUGGUUGUGA